Photinus pyralis (common eastern firefly) is the source of this 1238-nucleotide messenger RNA. Its product is annotated as death-associated protein kinase related-like. The transcript has 3 exons. Lineage: Eukaryota; Metazoa; Arthropoda; Insecta; Coleoptera; Lampyridae. Gene Ontology annotation, biological process: intracellular signal transduction; protein phosphorylation; positive regulation of apoptotic process. Gene Ontology annotation, molecular function: protein serine/threonine kinase activity; ATP binding. The annotation marks the transcript as partial. The record is from RefSeq and is a predicted model, not a curated record. Gene Ontology annotation, cellular component: nucleus.
UCAUGUCAUUUAACCUUGAUACUGUUAAUUAAUCGUGCUUAUUGUUUCAGGGGUAAAUUUGCCGCGGUGCGAAGGGCCAAUCACAGGGCGACGGGCGUGUCGUACGCGGCGAAAUUUAUCAAAAAACGACGCCGAGCCACCGACAUAACUAAGGAGAUAUACCACGAAAUUGCCGUACUUUUGCAGUGCGAGUCGAGCGGACGAGUGGUACGACUACACGAGGUAUACGAAACGACUUUCGACAUGGUUUUAAUAUUGGAACUGGCCGCCGGCGGCGAGCUUCAGCGAAUUUUGGAGGGCGACGAAUGCCUAGGCGAACUCGAAGCGAAGAGGGCGAUGCGACAGAUACUCGAAGGCCUCUCGUAUCUGCACGAAAGAAACAUUGCACAUCUGGACCUGAAGCCACAAAAUCUACUGUUAACCGUUGAGAAUAGCUGCGAGGAUAUCAAAUUGUGUGAUUUCGGCAUUUCCAGGGUAUUAGAGAAGGGAGUUGAAGUUAGAGAAAUAUUAGGUACAACAGAUUAUGUAGCUCCAGAAGUAUUAAGUUACGAACCAAUCACAUUAGCAACCGAUAUAUGGUCAAUAGGAGUGUUAGCCUACGUUCUACUUACCGGAUAUUCACCGUUUGGUGCUUCGGACAAACAGCAAACCUUCCUAAACAUCUCAAAAUGUGCCUUAUCCUUCGAUGCGGACCUUUUUGAAGACAUUUCCAGUACCGCAAUUGACUUUAUAACCACAGCUUUGGUCGUAGACCCCAGAAAGCGACCCACAGUAGAACAAUUGCUAGAUCAUCCCUGGAUUUCUUUCAAAUCGAUUAUAUUCCCGCAAAUCACCAAAAAGACACCCGAAAUCCUUAGUGUAACGCCGAAAUCUACGCCUUUAAGUCAACGUAAAACGCUUCCCUGUGUUACUUCGGACACUCCGAAAUCGCAGCGUAAAACCUACAGCACGGACAAUCUAAACGGCGCGUACACAGAGACGCCGACCCGUACGUACAAUGUAUCGACAAACUGUUUGUGUCCACAAUGCGGGACGACCUGCAGACAUUUGCCUCACGCGCCUGUGUCAAAAACGCCUAUCACUGUGGAUCGUGGCAUUCUAUGCUAGCAUCUAACGACAAACUGGUGUUGCAUUUCGUAACAGCUUUGGGGCAGACUUUGUGAAUUGUGAUCGUUAAAGUCUACUGUGUUUUACUUUUUCGGUAUUAGGGAAAAUUUAGAUGGAAACGGCUGAGACAA